AUGCAUCUCGCUUUCCUUGCCGUGAUCGCCGCAGGUGUCAAUGCCAUUGCGAUUCCAAAUCCGCAGGGUGCUCAAGUCGCGAGUAUCGGGCAGUGUCCGAAAGACUGUUGGAACGAGAGCGCCGGACUCGUUGAUUGCGAUCCUGAAGCGGACGACGAGUGCUUGUGCGGCAUCUUCUUCGACCUCGUGACAAACUGCGUCUCGCAGACGUGCAGUCUGACUGAUAAUCUUGGUAUGUCCAUUGCUGAUCCCAUGGUUCUACCAUGUCAGUGA
Messenger RNA from Westerdykella ornata, 273 nucleotides. RefSeq lists its product as uncharacterized. The coding region runs from base 1 to 273 and encodes 90 amino acids. The record is from RefSeq and is a predicted model, not a curated record. NCBI's taxonomy places the organism in Eukaryota, Fungi, Ascomycota, Dothideomycetes, Pleosporales, Sporormiaceae. The transcript is spliced from 2 exons.